Messenger RNA from Sturnus vulgaris (Common starling), 1668 nucleotides. The record is from RefSeq and is a predicted model, not a curated record. Lineage: Eukaryota; Metazoa; Chordata; Aves; Passeriformes; Sturnidae.
UAAACUUCUUGCUACUGAGACCUAAUUGUUCAUAUUGCACUGCAGGAUUAAAUUAAUUCUUGACCAGUUUUCAUUGCCUUUCAAACUGUUCCAUUUGUAUAGCUUUGCUCUAGUUUUCUGUAUUUACCACUAGCCAAAAAAAGGUCAAUUUUCUCUGGCUCUAGGAAAAGUGAAAUAAGAAGUGGUAUACACAUAUAUGCAAACCGUUAGCAAAUAACUUGGAAAUAGGUUUGUGGUGUGAUCUGUUUUUUGUUUUGUCUUUCAGUUUUAAAUUGAAGAGAAAAUGUCACUUUAUGAUGACUUGGGGGUUGAGACCAGCGAUUCCAAAACAGAAGGCUGGUCCAAGAAUUUCAAACUACUGCAGUCUCAAUUGCAGGUGAAGAAAGCAGCUCUCACACAAGCAAAGAGUCAGAGAACAAAACAAACCACAGUCCUUGCUCCAGUGAUUGACCUAAAACGAGGUAGCUCCUCUGAUGAGAGACAGAUCGUGGACACACCCCCUCAUGUAGCAGCUGGGCUAAAGGAUCCUGUCCCUAGUGGUUUUUCUGCAGGAGAUGUGUUGAUUCCCCUGGCAGAUGAGUAUGACCCCAUGUUCCCAAAUGACUACGAGAAGGUGGUGAAACGUCAGAGAGAGGAACGGCAGCGGCAGCGGGAGCUGGAGAGGCAAAAGGAGAUUGAAGAGAGAGAAAAAAGGCGUAAAGACAGACACGAAGCCAGCGGGUUUUCAAGACGACCAGACCCAGAUUCUGAUGAAGAUGAAGAUUAUGAAAGGGAGAGAAGGAAAAGAAGUAUGGGAGGAGCUGCCAUUGCACCGCCCACUUCUCUCGUUGAGAAGGACAAAGAGCCUGUAGCAUCAUUCCCAUAUGAGGAGGAGUCAAGACCUCGGGCACCUUCUUCCAAAGCAGCAAUUCCUCCUCCAGUGUAUGAUGAGCCAGAGAGACCUCGUUCCCCCACAGGACCCAGCAACUCCUUCCUCGCCAACAUGGGGGGGACAGUAGCUCACAAAAUCAUGCAGAAAUAUGGUUUCAGAGAGGGCCAGGGGCUGGGCAAACAUGAACAGGGGCUCAGCACAGCACUGUCAGUAGAGAAAACUAGCAAGAGGGGUGGCAAGAUCAUUGUUGGUGAAUCUACAGAGAAAGAAACGGGCAAGAAGGCAGAUUCCAACCCCUUGACUGAGAUACUGAAAUGCCCAACUAAAGUGGUCUUACUGAGGAACAUGGUCGGUGCUGGGGAGGUGGAUGAAGACCUUGAAGUUGAAACUAAGGAGGAAUGUGAGAAAUAUGGCAAGGUUGGGAAAUGUGUCAUCUUUGAGAUCCCUGGUGCCCCUGAUGAUGAAGCUGUAAGAAUAUUUUUAGAGUUUGAGCGAGUUGAAUCUGCCAUCAAAGCUGUUGUGGAUCUAAAUGGAAGAUAUUUUGGAGGCAGGGUGGUGAAGGCUUGUUUCUACAACCUGGACAAGUUCAGAGUGCUGGAUCUGGCGGAACAAGUUUGAUUUUAAAAAUCUAGCUCGAGGUGUCAUUGUUUUGGCAAUCACGUUUUCAGCAGUAGUCUGGGAAUAAAGAAGAGAAAAGUAGCUUUCCUAGCAGACUGGAAACGAGCCUCAUUGAAUGGAUUUUACACAUUCAUUGUGACUUACGUUUUUUUGUAAUAUAAAGCCCUUUGAAAGUAAGA